GUGACAGUAGCACCACUCUGAACCUAGAGCGAGUAUUCAUUUGGUCAAUACAGCAACAGUUUAGGGAUGUGGAAAGCGGCCAAACUCUGGGAGUCAAGAAUAGUCAUGCGAUCAAAUGUAGUUUUGUGUGAAAGCUCUUUACUGUUAUAGGAGGCACCACUCAGAGAUACUCGUUUACAUCACUGUGGGUUUGGAACAUUUCAACUAUUCGCGAGUGGAAUCGGUGCGUUAGUGUGUAUUUUGACGACAUGCGGUUACUCACUCCCGCUGUCAGCACUGUAUUGGUGAACAAAGGCUGAUUUCUCGAUGACAGCACUUCUAGUAAACAUUAGCCGCUAUAGACUUCAAAAAGGCGAAAGAUGUUGCAGCUUUUGCUGCUUGCGGCUAGGAGUAUUACCAACACCAGUUCACCCUGUUUCGCUCAAUCUAGAAAUAGAAGAAAAACAACGCCAGCUCCCGCACACACCAGUUUGCUGAUCGGAACGGUUUAAAUAUGCCAUACCGGGAAAAUCCACGGCAACAAUACUAACGUCAACAUUACGUCACCGAAGCAAAAAGCAUGCGCUAAUCGAAACUCGCGCGUAUACAGGCGCAAAAGCACUACCGAUCUCCAAUUACUGAUCGAAGAAACAGCGACGGAGAACUCGUAACUCUGACUGAAAAAAAAAGAGUUAUUCGCUCGUCAAGUUCAAGCGGAAUGAACCGCCGAAAUUUAAUUCGUUAGUGGGGAUUUGCUUAAAUUGCUCGUAAUAUAGUAAACGUCAUGUGCACGUGUGCGUGAUGUGCGUUGGUAAAUCUAUGUACACAGUUUGCCGCACAGUUGUUAUGUUUGUCAUGGGUGGCACCAGCAGUAUUGCUAGUGUCGUUUGUUCGGAGAUGUGCAAGCUGAAAAAAAUCAGUGAUAAUUAGGUGCAUUGAUUGUUUACCCAAAAUGAAUCCGUUGGAUGAGAAGAAAGCAAAAAAUAAUGCGAAUAGUAAGAAGAAAAUAGAAAAGGCAGCCUUCUAUCGUCGCAUAGUGUGGGAAUUGUGUUAGUAAACCGUGUCAAAUAAUGUUGCUUCAUUUCAGCAAACGUGUGUUUCGGAGAUAAACAAGUUGAAUAGCCGUGAAAUUCAAAAGUGUCAGAACAAGGAAUUUCAUUAAUUCUUAUAGAAGCAUAGUGUAAGUGAAACCAGCAAUAUAAUCGAAGAUAUAGAAGAAGCUUUCAAAAGCAACGCGGUAAAAUUAUACGCGUUCGGAGAGAGAAGAUCAAGUUGAAAAGCGCGCUCCACAACGACCAGCAGGAAUAGUGGCUGCAUGAAAUAGUGCUGGAAAAUUCAUCGAUACGAUUUCUUAUCAGAAAAAAAGGCACCCGCCGGCAGGCAUUUGAAGAACACGCGCGGCCGCUGUGUGCGUGCGCGUGUGUGUGCGUGUGGGUGCUUGUGUCCUUGUGCGCGCUUGUGAAUGUCUGUAUGUGUGUAAGUGAGACAGAUCCCAAACCAUAAUCGACAUCAUCAGUACCUUGGUUCGGGUUCGAUCUGACUCAGCUGUAAUUCGUCCCCGGUAGCAACAAAAAAUCAUCCUGCUCCAACCACAAACAACAAUCCACCGUUUAGCAACACAACUGCAAUAACAGACAAACAACAGCAACCGCGAGGCAGUGAUCGCAGCAACACGCGCCACAAUGUCGUCCGGAACAUUCGUCGAUCGGAUCGAUCCGUUCGCCAAACGUUCGCUCAAAAAGAAGGGUAAAAAAUCUCAGGGCUCAUCGCGGUACCGGAGUUCACAGGAUGUAGAACUUCAGCAGCUGCCGUCGCUAAAAGUGGACUGUUCCAGUUUAGAACAGGAGGAGCUGUUUAUCCGGAAGCUGCGGCAGUGCUGUGUCUCGUUCGACUUCAUGGACCCGCUGUCGGAUCUCAAGGGCAAGGAAAUCAAGCGGGCAGCACUGAACGACCUGUCGGCGUACAUCACACAUGGCCGUGGUGUGCUAACGGAGAACGUCUACCCGGAGAUUAUCAAAAUGAUAUCAGUGAAUCUGUUUCGAACACUCCCGCCUAGUGAAAACCCGGACUUCGAUCCGGAGGAGGAUGAUCCGACACUGGAAGCAUCAUGGCCCCACUUGCAGCUGGUGUACGAGGUGUUUCUACGCUUCCUAGAGUCAGCCGACUUCCAGGCGACGUUCGGCAAGAAGGUGAUUGACCAGAAGUUCGUUUUGCAGCUCCUGGAGCUGUUCGACUCCGAGGAUCCGAGAGAACGAGAUUUUUUGAAAACCGUAUUGCACCGUAUAUAUGGAAAAUUUCUAGGAUUACGUGCAUUUAUUCGUAAGCAAAUUAAUAACAUAUUUCUACAUUUUAUAUACGAAACGGAACAUUUCAACGGAGUCGGCGAACUACUGGAGAUUUUGGGGAGUAUAAUCAACGGCUUCGCCUUGCCGCUCAAAGCGGAGCACAAGCAGUUUCUGGUGAAGGUUCUGCUGCCGCUGCACAAGGUGAAAGUGUUAUCGCUGUACCACGCCCAACUCGCGUACUGCGUGGUUCAGUUUCUGGAGAAGGACGCCUCGCUGACGGAGCCAGUGGUACGCGGGCUGCUCAAGUUCUGGCCAAAGACCUGCUCCCAGAAGGAGGUGAUGUUCCUCGGUGAGAUCGAGGAGAUACUGGACGUUAUCGAACCGCCCCAGUUCGUGAAGAUUCAGGAACCGCUGUUCCGGCAGAUAGCCAAGUGUGUCUCGAGUCCACAUUUCCAGGUGGCCGAACGGGCACUCUACUUCUGGAACAAUGAGUAUGCGAUGUCGUUGAUUGAGGACAACAACGCCGUUAUUAUGCCGAUCAUGUUUCCGGCUCUGUACCGAAUUAGCAAAGAACAUUGGAACCAGACGAUCGUUGCCCUUGUCUAUAAUGUGCUGAAAACCUUCAUGGAGAUGAACUCAAAACUGUUCGAUGAGCUGACCGCCAGCUACAAAGCGGAGCGGCAGAAAGAAAAGAAGCGGGAACGGGAGCGAGAAGAACUCUGGAAGCGGCUACACGAACUAGAGAGCGCUCGCCGACCGGACGCACCCGGCGGCGGUCCCGGAGGUCUGAUAGUGGAUGGUACCGGCAAUUCACUAACGGUUGGUGGCGGUUCGGUCUCGCAGCUGACACCCAACGCGCUAUCAUCCGCCACAUCCACAUCGUCGUCUUCGUCGCCGUCGUCUGUUACAUCUGCUAGCAAUCUGGCAGGGCUCGGUGGAGCCUCGGCGCAACCACCGCCUCCUGGCUCGGUUACCAGUCAUCAAGCAGGUACCGCAUCAUCAUCCACCACAUCCCUCAAUGCCGCCACCAACAAUGCCGCUACUGCGCCAUUAAGCAAGUGAUGUACUGAAUAAUACUACUUUUAAAUUCAUCCUCCUUCGGUCGUAUCCUUAGAAUCCUACUACUAAUUUUCCCCGUGUUCCAUUAGGAUCCAGAAUAUCGAAAAUCCUGUCCCAUGCGUUUACACACUCACCAGCUCACAUCCAUCUGCUUACAAUUCUGUUUCCGGACACGUAACACACCCACACACUUACAUUCAGUUGAUAAGCAUAAUAUCAGCACGCAUUGAUUCCGCUAGGAUCCCAAACAAUACAAAACAACCUGUUCGCUUUCGGUGGCCACACAGGGAAAGCGAGCGUAGUGUUUGCAAAGUCAUGCGUAACAUCAUCCUUAGUAAAAAAUAAAAGUUAAGAAAUUGUUAUAAGAUUUACCCUGCCGUUCUACUGACAGUUGUCCCAUGUUUAUUGGAAAUUUCGCAGGAACUAGGACACCUCUGCGUUAAACGGCAGUAUAAAAAGAAAAAAUCAGUUGUACGCUAACGAAAACAAAAAAAAAACAAUAUUACAAUCCUUUUAUACAGAAAGAGCGAAAAGUAGAUACGAAUCGGAUAACAACCAAACAAAACAUGGUGUGGAAAUGGAAAACGUAUGAAUUUAACGAACAAAUAACUCACCUGCUGCUAAAACAGUUGUGUAGCGAAAAAAAAACAAAGCAAAAGAUGUGGCGAACUAAUUCUUUUUUAAACUCAUCCACAUUAAACGAACAUAACACAGUCGGAAAUCGAAUGCUAAGCCGUGCCGAAAUUAGUCCAAAAUAACAUAUAGCGGCAGCGUUCAGCUCUAGGGUGCUCUUCGGAGGUCAACCAAUUCUUUCCUCUCUCACACAGUUGUGCACACAGAGACAAGCGCAGCUACAGUGAAGAAAUCUUUCAUACGAAUCCAACAUUUUACAAUAGGUAACUCAAGUGUCAACGUAAUUAAAGAAAGAAAGUAACAAUUUUAGCCUACCACACAACCACCAAAAUACAGAACUAAUAAGUAAGGGUUAAAAUUCUCGCAUACCGUCAAAUUCACAUCUACCAGCCAACGACACUCUCAUCAGAUCAAUCAUGUUAACUAAUCGAAUUCGUGAUUUUGGUUCAAUUUUCCGUAUUUUUCAAAAAAUCCAUUCAAAAUGUGAAUAACCUAUUCGGGCGUUACUUCCAUCCAACUGUUUAGGGAUAGCUGCUGCUCGCUUGAAUAACUCGUAUUUUCUUUUAAUCGGAACCCACUGCGCUUUAAACAGAGUACCGCAAAGAUCUACGGGCCACAGUGGAACUGUUUAUGUUGCUAUGAAAUUCCUAUUCAAACUUCAGCUUUAGCAACAAAACUCAACAGGAAAAUGGUUUAAAAUUUUAAAUAGCAAAUUUUAUCAUUCGCACACGUAGUCGACUUCAAAUGUGCUACAAUGGGGAGUAGAGAAUUAAACUUCCAAGUGGUAAACAAUAAAACCGAAUAAAGAGAUAACUUCAUUAGGGCUUCAGCCAGAAUGUAAAAAAUUGAAGGAGAGUCUUUCUCCGCCAAACUAACAUAGGAAGACAAAAUCUUACUUAGUAUGUUUACCUUUUUUUCUGAGAUCCUCAAUAAAUUCUGUACGACCUGCAUAUUAACUGAAACUGACUGUAUGAGCGGAAUUCCGAAGUUGGUGUUUGUUCCUCACCCAAUUUGUGUGUCUUUUGUUGAAUAAUUUUCCUGAUCGUGGACGUAGUAAAAAAUAUGUAAACUAAAGCAAAGUAAUCAUCGCACCUUUUCAUACUUCCGACCUUCAUAUUAAGUACUAAAUUUCAUAAGCAAAUCAGAUCCAUAGCCAAAAAAGCGAAUAAGUGCGGUGAUAAGCCGCAUCUAAAAUAACCCACUACUAGGACUUAAAACUAAGCUAAAUUUGAAAACAAAAAGUGCUAAGAAAUAAACGGGAAGCGAGAGAGUGUAACCACGCGUAACAGUUAUGGUAAAAAUGCUGAUAGUGAAACAAAACACCUUCAUUCUCCCAACUCUAAAAAAAAAGAGAAAACUAAAAUAGAAAAAAAAUCGAUAAAGCUGGCGACAGAAAUGAUUAGUUGUACACAGGCAGCAAAACAACAAAAAAAUGCGAUCGGGAGCGUAAAAAUAAUAAUUCUGAUAGAAUUUACACAAACACACAUACACUCACUUAGAUUCACUAAUUCAUUCAUAUGCAUGCUGACAUACUAACGAAAACACAUAUUCCAAACCGAGAAAUAAAAACCAUCAAAACAUUCAAAUAAGCGGCAGAGAAGAAGGAAAUUGAACAAAAAAAAAAACAAUUAGCUGAGACAAACACAAAACACCCACACACAAAAAAUGUAUUUGUUGUAGUUAUAUUAAAAUAAAAUCAUUAUUGCUAUACACGGUACACAAACAAAUAAAAAGUAAAUUUGUAGUUUGAGGAUGCACGCGAGCAACAAAACAAUAGGCGAUUGGUGUGAAUGUGGAACAAAAGCGAACACGAGAGUGAUGCCACAGAAAAAAAAAAAACAGAAAAAACAUAUGUGUUGGUAGUAGUGUUUGGUACACACGUAGAAAUCAAUAUAAAUAUAUAUUUUCAGAAGUCACCUGAGCCACACAUACACACACACCUGUGCAUUCAUUAACUUAAAUCAACUAACGCGCGAGUCGACAUAGGCCUUGUUCAAAGUCGUCAGAUAAUAGCAAACCAAUAUUAUUAUAGUUUGUCGUUUUUGCUUGUCAUGAAAACACGCAAUCAAAUUUUUGCAGUCAGCAUCAUACAACUGGAAAUACGCGUCAUUCUUCCAUGGGGUGGGCGAGAUAGCAAUUUAGGGGAAAGGAGGAAGGAAAGUUUUCCUUUAAUUUUAUCAUGUGCGCCUGCUUUGUUCGAUAGGGUCACAUUUAGACUUGUAAAUGUAUCAAAUUAGCAUGCAAUCAGAUUGUUAUGGUUGUGUGCGUGAGAUACGAUUGUACGAUUCAAAAGUGCGAGAGGGGAUGCGCUGUUUUAGUGUUAGGCAAACAAACAAAACUUAGGGGGGAGAGUAAACAAACAUUUUGUGUUAGCGUGGUUGACAGACAAGAAUCAGAUGUAGAAUUCACCUGUGGAAGUAAAAAAAAAAACAAAAGAUAGGCAGCCGUAACUAUUGCUAAACAAUUAAAAAAAAGAACUGUGCUUCAAUACUAUCUAGAACAAGAAUCCUGGUGCUUAGUGGACUAGGAUUUGCCUACUUAAGAGACAAACAAAACAAAAGGAUGGACAGCUGAAAGAUGAACCUAAAGAUAAUGUGGAAAGUCAAAAUACUAUUUGGGUCGACGCGAGAAAAAUUACACCAACACACACACAGUCACUAAACAUACAAACAAUAGUAGCGCUCCACAACACUAGUCGAAAUAAUGAAAUGAAGAGAGUAAGAAGCAAAAAACUUGCUAAUACGUUACAGGAAAUAAAACAGAAAAGUUCGCUUGAAUUACGAAGUCGUUAACGUUCAUUUUGUUCAAUCGUCAUAUGAUCUAUUAUUUGAGAUAAAUUUCUCUUUACCCGUCCCUCGAAUGAUGAAAUUUUGGGAACCAAAGUGCAAUCCGGCCAGACAAGAUGAUGUUGCUCAAUACCGUUUUUUUUUAAUUCUCAAUUAAGUCUUUUCUUCUUAGGAAAGUAUCAAAAUUAUCACUGAACCGGGUUUUGUUGUGUCGAUUAUUCUUCUGAUCCAGUCGAAGAUUUUUCGUUCAGCCAUUGGUGGCACUAGUGAACGUUCAUUUUCUGUUUCUUUUAAAAAAUGAUAACCUCAGCAAAAUGUGCGAAAAAAAUUAACCGUUGCACUCUAAUGAAUGACCGAGCAUGCGGGGCAAAGAGGACAACAGAGUGUGAAUACGAGGACAGGUAAAAUCAGGAAUAAAGCGAACGAAGAGCGAUAUGAAAAGAGAUGCAAGAUAUCAAGGAACUGCCAGCACUGAUUGAGCUAAACAUGUUGUACAGUAAGAACAGAUCUUUUUUUUUCUGGCGAGUAUAAUAUGAGAGAAACCAGCAAACUUCACUGUGGUGAGUGACAAAAAGAAACAGUGUACAGUGAAGUUUCAUGCAUCAGCAAGCAAAUCAAUAAGCAAAAUGAAGAAGUGAAAAGUCCGAGAAUGAAGGCAAGUAAAUAAUAAAUUAUUAUUCUUUUGUAUUAUAUAAUUAUAAAAGGAAACAAACGUGACAGAGAAACACACUGCAUACAUCCAUUUAGGAAAAGAGUGUUGUCAAAGGGAUAAGGAAAGCAAGUAACCAUAUUGCGAGAAAGAGAAUGAGUUAUGAACUAAGUAAACACUUCGAGGAAUCCGAAAAAGAAACAAAAAAAAAAUACAAGGAUGAGAAAAUACUAAAAAAAAAAAACAAAAUAAUAAUGAAAAAUAAAAUGUUAGUAAAACUAAAGUGUUUAAAAAGUAAUGAAAUAAUAUUAUAUAUAAAUAUUAAAAACAAAAACUAUAUAAGGAAUAAAACUAUAUGAAACAAAUGAGAAAAA
Messenger RNA from Wyeomyia smithii (pitcher-plant mosquito), 7765 nucleotides. RefSeq names its product serine/threonine-protein phosphatase 2A 56 kDa regulatory subunit epsilon isoform (gene wdb). The coding region runs from base 1662 to 3326 and encodes 554 amino acids. Lineage: Eukaryota; Metazoa; Arthropoda; Insecta; Diptera; Culicidae. The record is from RefSeq and is a predicted model, not a curated record. Gene Ontology annotation, biological process: protein dephosphorylation; signal transduction. Gene Ontology annotation, cellular component: cytosol; protein phosphatase type 2A complex; nucleus. The transcript is spliced from 9 exons. Gene Ontology annotation, molecular function: protein phosphatase activator activity.